GUCUGCGCUGCUGGCUGACCUGUUGUGGUCGCUGUGAGCUCUCCGAGGCUGGUGCGACCCCGCGGCAGGGGCGCGGUCGGGAUCCCGGCGGGGAAGCAGCGAGUCUCGGUUCAUAGACGAGAGACAUGGAUGGUGGUUAUUCCUCAGACCAGGAGGAGAGGAGAGGCAGCGAGCCUACUCCCUUUGAGGAUCCAGGGACCUUGGAGAGCUCCAUCCUCUUCACCAAAAGGAACAUGCCAGAGGUCCCGGAGGAGGAGGAGGAGGAGUCCCAGCCCCCGCUUAGGGAGCAGGACCUGAAGGAGACCUACAUCCAGCUGGUCCAAGGUGUGCAGGAGUGGCAGGAUGGCUGCGUCUACCGAGGGCAUUUCGGGCUGGACAUGAAGUUGGGGUAUGGAGAAUUCUCGUGGCCUACGGGUGAGUCCUACCACGGGCAGUUUUACCGGGACCACCGCCAUGGCUUCGGCACCUACAUGUGGCCAGAUGGCUCCAGUUUCACUGGCAUGUUUUACCUCAGCUACCGAGAAGGCUACGGCACUAUGUACAUGAAGUCAAGGCUCUUCCAGGGGCUGUACAAAGCAGACGAGCGGUUUGGGCCAGGCAUUGAGACCUACCCCGACGGCAGCCAGGACGUGGGGCUGUGGUUCCGGGAGCAUCUGAUCAAGCUGUGCACGGAAAUACCCUGCAGCUUCUCCAUCCGCUGUUACCCGGAGUUCGAGGGCUUCCUCACGCACUCCCCUGUUAGAAUCAGCCUCUCUGAGGAGGAGACCAUGCACUGGGACCUGCAGGAGGAGCAGGACCCAUUUUUCUAUGACUAUAAGCAGUUGCUGCUGAAUGACGACCUGACUCUGUCCCCGGAUGUGUACCUCUACUCCACCGACAACACCCACAUGCCCAUUACCCGCUCUUUCCGAAGAGACUUGGACUCCCGGAUCUUCCUGCAUGAUAUUCCUCCAUUUGUUGAGGACGGAGAACCGUGGUUCAUAAAAAAUGAGACCCCUUUGAUGGUCAAAAUCCAAAAACAUGCUUACAAGUUCAGGAACAAGAAGGAGCACUCCAGCUGGAACAUGGGCGCCAUCCUGGAGGGGGACCGGAGCAGCUUUGCAUGCCGUGGCCCCAAGGAGCGGCUUGCCAGGGAGAUGAUCCUGAAGGCCGAGGAAGGGAACUACGACUGGAUUUAUGGGAUCCUGAGGGACAACCUUGCCAGUCCCGACGUGGCCGAUGCUCAUGGCUACACGGUGCUCGCUGCAGCCGCAAUUAACUGUCACAUUAACAUUGUCAACCUGCUGCUGGACAACGGGGCUGAUGUGAACAAGUGCACGGAUGAGGGCCUCACGCCUCUCAACAUGUGCUUCCUCCUCUACUACCCAGCCACGUCCUUCAGGCCCAACAUCGCCGAGAGGACGGUGCCCGAGCUCCAGUGCUUUCCAAAGGAAGUUCAAAAACUCUCAGAUAGUCACAACUACUCCUUCACAUUCCAUGACUCAGACUCAGUCUUCAAUGACGACUUGAUACCCACCCCAGACAGCCAGAAGUCCACCGACCAGAGGGACAGCCUCCAGAAGUGGGAGUCCACAUUGCCGAGGGGCAGCGUCAGCAUCAGUGACCAGGGCCAGGAGCUGGAAGAUGUGUUGGAGAGCUUGGACCAGGGCACGCAAAGCAGCAGCAGUGGUGAGACCAACUUCGAGUCUAACCUCGGUGUGCAGGACUACUCCAUCGAGUUGUCACUUAAUAUACUGGAGAAGAGCGCCAGGGCCUACAGCAUGCUCAAGGUGCCCUCCAAUGAGGCCAUCUCUGACAAAGGAACCAUGAGGCAGAUGGCAUGGACCAUGAUCAAACACAGAAACAGGUGGCUGACCAUCAACCGCCUGCUGCACCGAGGCGCUGACCCCAACCUGUGCCGCGUGCCCAUGCAGGUCCUGUUCUUCUCUGUGAAGGCCGGGGACGUGGACGGGGUGAAGCUGCUGCUGGAGAAUGGUGCCAGGACCGACAUCCAGUUCCCCUCAGAGCUGAGGGCCCUGACCCCCCUCCACAUUGCAGCUGCCCUUCCCGGGGAGGAGGGCGUCAAGAUAACAGAGCUGCUGCUCCACGCCAUCACGGAUGUGGACGCCAGGGCAACUGACCAAGACGAUGUGUACAGACUGAGCAAGCCAGAGCUGCUGCCUUCAAGCAUGAAGCUCAACAAUGAAGUAGGCCCGCCCAGCAUCUACAAUAGCGCAAGUAUGUCUGUCCCUGAAGAGGGGGGCAGGACAGCUCUGCAUGUGGCCUGUGAGCGGGAGGACAACUACAGGUAUGCCAGGGAUGUCGUCCACCUCCUCCUCUCCCACAAAGCCAACAGCAGCCUGCUGUGGGGCGGCCACUCCCCGCUCUCCCUGUCCAUCGCCAGUGGGAACGACCUGAUUGUGAAGGAGCUGCUGUCCCAAGGCGCUGACCCCAACCUGCUUCUGACCAAGGGCUUGGGCAGUGCCCUGUGUGUGGCCUGCGACAUCGCCUACGAGCACCGGAGGAGUGUGAACAGCAGGCUGGGCCUGAUUGACCUGCUCAUCAAUUAUGGGGCCGACGUCCUGGCCCCUGUGACACUCACGCAAGGGGACAAGGUGGCCGUGGGCACAGUCGUCGACUAUGGGUAUUUCAGAUUCUUCCAGGACCGGAAGAUUGCCCACUGCCCCUUCCACACGCUGAUGCCGGCAGAGCGGGAGACGUUUGUGGCCCGGAAGCGGCUCCUGGAAUACAUGGGCUUCCAGCUGCGCUGCGCUGUCUUGGCCAAGGAGAGCCAGUGGGACCCAAAGGUGCUGUACUUGAGCAAGAGAGCGCAGCUGAUCCCCUGCCACAGGCUGAAGCAAAGGGGCUCCGGCUUUCCCAAGGACCUGAACUUGGAGGAGCUGGAGCAGAUUCCCUUUUUCAAGUUCUGCUACCAGUGUGGCCGCUCCAUCGGCGUGCGCCUGCUGCCCUGCAGCCGCUGCUACGGGAUCCUGACCUGCAGCAAGAGCUGUAAGACCAAAGCCUGGGCCGACUUCCACAGCAGGGACUGCGGCACCCUGACGGCCAUCGGAAGGAAGUAUUUGUCGGAGAUCAGGAAGAAGUUCAAGAAGCCCACGAACAAGUGUCCAGAGACCAAGGGGUCGCAGUGCCAGAUGAAGCAAAUGUAUACCAGCUACAAUCAGGAAUGAACCAUGGCUGCCCACCUGCCCUGAAGCUGAGUGGGCCCUAGUGCUGAGUGGGCCCUAGUGCCCUGAAGCUGAGUGGGCCCUGGGCACCAGGCACCCUGGGCUCGUGGAGGCCAGGGGAGCAGGCAGCCACUGCUCUACAGGUACCCCCAGCCCCACUGCACCCAGGCUGUCAGGGCUGCAGCACCAGGGGAGCCCCUCUGCGGAGCCUCAUUCUUCCCUCCAGGGUGUGCUGUCCACCGUGCUGGGGGGCCCUGCCCCUCACACUCAGGGGGUCUGGGCUGGCGGCACUGAGCCCUCAGCGCUCCAGGCUUUGGGGAAGAGAGGCUUUGCUGAAUGUCUGCCAGGCUGCUGGUGUGGGCUGUGAUGCCCAAAUAA
Eptesicus fuscus (big brown bat) is the source of this 3542-nucleotide messenger RNA. RefSeq names its product ankyrin repeat and MYND domain containing 1 (gene ANKMY1). Gene Ontology annotation, molecular function: protein binding. NCBI's taxonomy places the organism in Eukaryota, Metazoa, Chordata, Mammalia, Chiroptera, Vespertilionidae. The record is from RefSeq and is a predicted model, not a curated record. The transcript has 18 exons. Bases 126 to 3167 code for a protein of 1013 amino acids.